AUGCGUCCUAUUUUGCUUUCCGGCCAUGAGCGGUCUUUGACCCAGAUCAAGUUCAACAGCGACGGCGAUCUCCUGUUCUCCACCUCCAAGGAUAAGAUUGUGUGCGCGUGGUGGUCCGCCAACGGCGAGCGUCUCGGAACAUACAGCGGUCACCAGGGUGCCGUCUGGACAGUCGAUGUCAGCCCCAACACUACCCUCCUCGCCACCGGUUCUGCCGACAACACCGUGCGCCUAUGGAACAUCAAGACCGGCGAGUGCGUGAAGGUGUGGGACUUCCCCACGGCCGUCAAGCGCGUGGCAUUCUCUCCCGAUGGAAGCAGACUCUUGGCAGUGACAGAAAAGCGUAUGGGUUUCCUCGGCACAAUCGCGGUUCUCGACAUCAACUACGGCGAAAACCUGAACGAGCAGGCUGCCGAGCCCAGCCUGGUCAUCACCUGUGAGGAUAGCAAGGCGACCGUCGCCCAAUGGAGUUUCCUCGCCAAAUACAUUCUCGCUGGUCACGAAGACGGCAGCGUCAGCCAGUACGAUCCUAAGACCGGAGAAAUCGUCGAGAACAUCCAGAUCCACGAAUUCGACUCCGCAAUCACCGAUCUCCAGAUGUCCCCCGACAGACUCAGCUUCAUCACUGCCUCUAAGGACAAGUCCGCCAAGCUCAUCUCCUCCCGCAACCUCGCUAUCCUCAAAACCUACACCACCGACACUCCCCUCAACACUGCAAGCAUCACACCUAAGAAGAACUUCGUCAUCCUUGGUGGUGGUCAAGCCGCCAUGGAUGUCACCACAACCUCCGCCCGCCAAGGAAAGUUCGAGGCCCGUUUCUGGCACUCCAUUGUCGGCGAGGAAGUCGGCCGUGUCAAGGGUCACUUCGGUCCUCUCAACACUAUCGAUGUCCACCCCGCAGGCACCGCAUACGCCUCCGGUGGUGAGGACGGUUACGUUCGCGUCCACCACUUCGACAAGUCAUACUUCGAUUUCUUGUACGAGGUUGAGCGGGAGCACCUGCGCGAGCAGGCACGGAAGUAA
Messenger RNA from Penicillium brevicompactum, 1023 nucleotides. RefSeq names its product translation initiation factor eIF3 subunit i (gene tif34). The record is from RefSeq and is a predicted model, not a curated record. Gene Ontology annotation, biological process: cytoplasmic translational initiation. NCBI's taxonomy places the organism in Eukaryota, Fungi, Ascomycota, Eurotiomycetes, Eurotiales, Aspergillaceae. The coding region runs from base 1 to 1023 and encodes 340 amino acids. Gene Ontology annotation, molecular function: RNA binding; protein binding; translation initiation factor activity. Gene Ontology annotation, cellular component: cytoplasm; eukaryotic translation initiation factor 3 complex, eIF3m. The transcript is spliced from 4 exons.